AAGAGUUAAUAUAUAAGAGUUAUCUGUAUUCUGUUAUAUCAAACUGUAACUGUCAUUUAAUUAGCUAUUUUAACUUUGAGAGUCGCGCGUGUUUGUAAUGCAACCGUAAAAUAAACAAAACUUUAUUGAAAAAUUAAAAAAAACGCGUAUGGUACUAAAGUAAAGAUAAAAAUGUUUCUUUAUAUUGUAUUGGCUUUUAUAUUACUUGUGUGUAUUUUUAUAAUCGUCUUGCAUCAAUUUUUUGAGAAGAAAACUGUUUAUAAAGAUCUUAAAAAUAAACACGUUGUUAUUACUGGUGGAUCGAGUGGUAUCGGAAAGGCAAUAGCCUCCGAGGCGGCAAAAUUAGGUGCACACGUAACAAUAAUAGGUCGGGAUAUCCCAAAACUUAUUUUGUCCGUGGGCGAUAUCACUGCACAUUGCAAACCCUAUAGCGGCCAGAAAAUCCAGUACGCGUCGCUAGAUGUUACGACCGAUUUCGAUUCAAUAGAGAAAUGCCUUUCCAAAUUGGAAGCUGACGUGGGCCCAAUAUUUAUGUUAAUAAAUUGCGCUGGAAUGUGCAUUUGUGGGCAGUUUGACAAAAUGAAGGUGGAAGCUAUAAAACAAAUGAUAGAUUUAAAUUAUUUCGGCACCGCAUACCCCACAAGAUACAUCUUGCCAAAAAUGAAGGAACGCAAUGAGGGUGUGAUUGUAUUUGUUUCUACAGAAGCUGCUUUACUUGGUAUUUAUGGUUAUAGCGCUUAUGGUGCUGCUAAAUGGGCAGUGCGUGGUUUAGCUGAAUCAGUAUUUAUGGAAUUGGUUGGAACCAAUGUCAGUCUCACACUGGCCUUCCCACCAGAUACUGAUACCCCAGGUUUUAAAAAUGAAGAGUUGACCAAACCUAAAGAGACCAAACUAAUUUCUGGAUCAGGAGGUCUACAUACAGCAGAAGAAGUCGGCAGAAAAUUGCUCAGAGAUGCAUUGAAAGGAAAAACUUACUCCGUGUUUGGAUUCAGUGGGCAUCUACUGUCGAUUCUAUACUGUGGAACUAUAGACAGCGCUACGCAGGUCCUUCUUCAAAUACUAUCGUUAGGAUUCAUCCGUGCAAUCAUGGUUGCAAUACAAUUAUCGUUCCACAAAAUUGUGAGGGAAGGCUUGGAAGAAAAAGUGAAUGACUACAGCAAUAAAGAAAAGACUCAAGACAGCAUAUCGCAACCAAGUUCAGAAUCACUAACAAUGAUGCUAAAGGUACUCUUACUCGCGUGUGUAGCAGUAGCUGUCCAGGCGGGGGGCCUGAUCGCACCCGCCAGCUAUUAUGGAUCUUACGGCUAUGGCGGCUGGAACCCGUACAGCUCGUACCCCGCACAACCAGCUAUUGCAUCGCAACAUUCCAAUAUCCUGCGAUCCCCGUUUAACUUGGGACAGGUAUCCACAUACUCAAAAGCCAUUGACACUCCAUUUUCGAGCGUGCGCAAAGCAGAUAUACGCGUGAGCAACCCAGGAUUGGCUGUUGCGCCCGCAUACCACGGACUCGCUGCUCCUCUGGUAUCCCACGUAGCCGCGCCGCUAGCAGCCCCAAGGGUAGCAACUGGUCUCUUGGGUGUGGCAUAUUCUGCUGCCCCUGCAGUAUCGCACAUGACCUACACAAAUGGACUCGGCCUCGCGUACGCGUGGUAGAUGUUACCAGUGAUUUUUCAGUAUUGAUAAAAUA
This is a messenger RNA of Pararge aegeria (speckled wood butterfly), 1687 nucleotides long. RefSeq names its product 3-ketodihydrosphingosine reductase (gene Kdsr). Gene Ontology annotation, molecular function: 3-dehydrosphinganine reductase activity. The record is from RefSeq and is a predicted model, not a curated record. Gene Ontology annotation, biological process: sphingolipid biosynthetic process. Bases 172 to 1653 code for a protein of 493 amino acids. The transcript is spliced from 7 exons. Gene Ontology annotation, cellular component: endoplasmic reticulum membrane. Lineage: Eukaryota; Metazoa; Arthropoda; Insecta; Lepidoptera; Nymphalidae.